AUGAAGACUCGGGGCAGGCAACGGAAAAGCUGCGAAAUUCGCGACGAUGGUUUCCGUGGCUACGUCGACGGUGAUUGGCCUCUUCUUCUGGUUCUUGAUUCUCAUCUUCCACAACGAGCUUGCCCUAAUUUUCUCCUCCAGCAAACCGGUCCUGCAAGCAGUAAACAAGCUUUCGGUCCUCUUAGCUUUCACUAUUCUUCUCAACAGCGUCCAACCGUUCUCUCCGGGGUUGCUGUCGGAUCGGGAUGGCAAUCCUACGUUGCCUACAUUAAUCUGGGCUGUUACUACCUGAUUGGAGUGCCUCUUGGAUUUAUUAUGGGAUGGAUUUUCAACCAAGGAGUCAUGGGUGUGUGGGCGGGGAUGAUAUUUGGAGGAACUGCGGUUCAGACAUUGAUAUUGGCCGUGAUUACCAUUCGAUGUGACUGGGACAAGGAGGCGGAGAAAGCAACCAUGCAUGUGAAGAAGUGUCAGACAGGACCUGAAAUUGCCAUUUUCAGAACAGAACACCUCCAGCCCACUGAAUGCUUCAAAAAAAUUUAG
Molecule: messenger RNA, 540 nt
Organism: Thlaspi arvense
Lineage: Eukaryota; Viridiplantae; Streptophyta; Magnoliopsida; Brassicales; Brassicaceae
Source: the annotation of a GenBank genome assembly